Molecule: messenger RNA, 5105 nt
Organism: Orbicella faveolata
Lineage: Eukaryota; Metazoa; Cnidaria; Anthozoa; Scleractinia; Merulinidae
Product: mitofusin-2-like
Biological process (GO): mitochondrial fusion; mitochondrion localization
Cellular component (GO): mitochondrial outer membrane
Molecular function (GO): GTPase activity
Source: RefSeq, a predicted model, not a curated record
AAUUAUGCAGUUGGUAUUCAAUUUUCAAUUUCCCUAUGCAUUUAACCCAAUUAUUUCUUGUUCAACAAUGAUGUUUACAAGGCUAACUCCGCAAGUGUGCAGGAUGAACCAAAUUCUGCGUUGUGAUUGACUACCCAAGCGAGAACUUUCCCGUUCUGGAUUAUCCACUAUACCCCUCAAGAGAGUUGUGUCCCGAAUGUCCUACAUCAGACUACUGGUUUUUUCGCGCAUUUAUGGACUUCGAGUUGUUCUCGUAAAUAACCACGCAAAAAUGUUACACUUUGGGUGAUAUCAUAUCAUCCAUUUUAACCUUACGCUUGUUAACAAAUAGCUGUCAGGACCUGUUUACAAGGAGAUAGGGUUACCCUAGCAAGCGGGUUACCCUAGCAUGCGGCUUAACUUAGGACUCACACGUUUCCUCUUUUUACUUCGUCGUGUUUACAAGGCAGCCAGGGUUACCUGGGUAGGCGGGUUACCCUAUCUGCAUGCUAAGGUUACCCUGGCAGACGGGUUAACUUUUUCCCUUGUUAACACUCCAGGUAGGGUUAACCCGCCUACCCGGGUUACUUUUCUACUUGUUUCCAGAUCCUUUGGGUGUAACCGCGCCUUAAGUUGUCCCGGGUACCCGUGAAAUUUUGCUUGUAAACCCGGGCUAUCUUUUGCCCUCCAGCUAGGGUUAGCCCGCUUGCUAGGGUAACCCCCCCCCCCUACUUGUAAACAGGCCCCUAAUUUUUCGUAAAAUACUCCCACGUUUCCAUAGAAACCAUGGAAAACCAGUAAAUAUGAAAUAACAAAGCUGCAUUGAGAAAUACAACCAAACUGUAGCUUAGUGUAUAUUGUUCUAAGUUUUUAGGUAUGUAUUGUGUCAGGGUGACCGUACAGACAAAAUCCGUCUGGGGUCAGUAGGCAUACUAAUUAUUCAAAUGCAAACUUCCAUUGAUAAGUGGCCUCAUUUCGGGUUUGGCGUUUUCAAAUGAAAUCCCUGCUACAUCUUUGCAAAGCAAUCGCAUAAUCAAAAAUGUUCGCCAAUUUUACACCACGAAUUCGGCAGAUCAGGCUAAUAAGAGAGCAGCUAGAAGGAUCAAUAAGUAACCUUAUUGAAACUAGAGAUGAACUUCGCCGUUUCCUCAACGAACAAUGUGCUACCGCAAGCGAAUGGCAAGACUUCGAGAGGGCCUCCGCCCGAGUAGACCAGCUGAAUGUGUCUGCAAUUCAGCUAACAGAGCGAGCGAACAGCAAACUACAAAUCGCUUUUGUUGGCUCCGUUGGUGCUGGAAAAUCGACAUUGAUAAACGCGUUACUGGGAGAGGACAUCAUGCCUGUGACUAGAGCGGAAACCACAUUUUGUCUCGUGGCAGUGACUGGGUCGUCUAGCAAUCAAUGGACAGCAGUUGAAAGAAGCACUGGAAGAGCUUUAGAGAUCACCGAGUUCCGACAACUUCUUCACGUUCUUAAAGCCAGAGCACAGAGAGAAAGACUCGGCAUUACUCCUUCCAGCAUAAUUGAAGUGAACUGGCCUUCGUCACGAUGCAAGGCUCUGGUUGAAAGCGUUGUCUUGUACGAUACUCCGGGUAUAGGAGAACGGAAGGCUACGGAUGACGCAGUGAUUGAGCUCUGCAAAUUUGUAGACGUGAUUGUGGCCGUCAUGGAUAUUCACAGUCCAACUCUAAGAACCGUUGUUGAUUUCGUGAAGGCCGUGAACUGUAGAUACACUCUUGGCGUGUUCACCAAGUGGGACGUGUUCAAAGGAAACAAUUUUGCCGAAGAGUAUGGCGAUACCACUGCAGAGGACAUCAAGGCACGCUGUUCUGCAGAAUUCAUGAGCGCUGUCUCGGACAGAGGCAGAGUUUUCUUUAUUGAUUCUCAGACCCAAAGGGACGCAAGGAAUCAACCUGUCAUUAAGAACGAAACAUCGUCCACCACUCCAGAAACUGCAGAAACGGAAGGUUUUCAAGGCUUCAAGGAAUUCGAAGGCAACUUGGUGGAAGCUUCCAAAGGAGCCUUGAAAUUUGACACGCUAAAGUACGACCUGGAAAAGUUCACAGCAGAAGCAAAGGCCUUGUCAGGAAAUCUGAGCAAAAUCAUGGAAAAUCGAAAGCAGCUGAGAAUACAGAGGCUAUCUAAACGUAUGAACAAGGUCAAUGAUGUUGAAAACAACAUCAACUCACACCUUUCUCAAAUAUCAAACAGUCUUCUCGACGUAAUGAGACGUCUCCAGCGAGACCAGCACCUGGCCACAUUUAAGAGGCAGAUCGAGCAAGACCUGAGAAAUGGAGUUUCCAGGGAAAGCGCUCUCGACCGAUGCCGCGACGGUCUCAAUCAGAGAUUACAAGUAAUGGUGGAAAAGGACAAAGAUCUCAAGAAACACUUAGAUGCCAUCUGGAAAUGUUUGUCUCAAGUAGCUGACGGGCCUGGUAGACUGUCUCUUCAAGUGAAGCAACCAACAUGGAAAAAUGAAGAUUUUCAGCUGGACGAGACCUUCGAUUACAGAGGCAAUGAUAUCCGCUCUUGCUUAGUGAAUCCAAGUUUACCAGCCAGAAUGCUAUGCUACGGUUUAUUUGGAGCAUCGGUAAUUGGCCCUGCAGGAGGUUUACCCUUNGCAAUUGGUGGCCCAGUAUUGAACAGUUUGGUACCGUCGACUGAUUUGUGUGAGUGGUUGAGGUACAUUUGGCCCACGAGUGACGCUGAAGUUAAUGCAGUUCAGGAGUUCUUUGUCGCCAAAGUCAAGGGAUUGCAUGAGGAAAAAUGCGAAGAAGUGGCAGUUGAUGGACUAAGCGAUUUGAAAGAAACAGCUGAGGUUAGAAUUCGUGGUGUAAAGCGUUCCCUGGAAGAUGACAUCAAAUUUGUUCAAGACGGGGAUAACUUUCUAAACAAAAGAAGAAGGAUAAUAGACCGUCUUCAAAAUUCGUUCGAGGCAUUUGAGAUGAAAGCUCAUGACAUUUGACGUUAUCUGUAACCAGCGGAUUUACAACCCUAACUCUUUUAUUUAUUUCUAACUCUUUUAUUUUUUGCUUUGUGGGCACGUAAAGGCGUUAAUGUAAUGAUUGUUUCUGCGUUCAUCACCCUAACUCUUUUAUUUCGACAUGCGGGUUCAAACAAAUUUCUUUUUUUUAUUACAUAUAGUUGUUAAGCAAAGAUAGCCCUUAGCUUAGAGUUAGCACCAGGCUAACUACUGAAAACAUAAUAAUUCCAAGGUGUCUUGUAAUGAUAAAAAUCCAAAAGGAUUUCCAUCUUCCACUUUUUGAAACAGUAUAUUGAGUAAUGGUCGCUAUGUAGCCUGCGUAGUCGCCGUUUCCUUCCUAAGCGCGCAAGAGGUGAACGAAAAGCUUUGUGGGCACGUAAAGGCGUUAAUGUAAUGAUUGUUUCUGCGUUAUUUCCCAGACACAAAAUUAGCUGAAGGAAAUACUUUGACGAAUGUGUUACUGACAUUUUCUGUCUUUUUAAUUAGUUCACCAAAUUAACGUCUUUUACAAUGGCUUUAGUACGGGGCACUUUCACUUCUUACAAGGUAUUGAGGGAAUACAAAAAUUACAGUAGUAGACUUAUUUCUUUGCUUUGUACUUGCUACACGCGAGAGACAUGCCUCUGCCAUGUUUAGGCUAACGUAUAAAAAAUACACUAAGUAAACGCGAGCGGUCUGGGGAGGGAAAAAAAUGGCACACACUUCGGGCGCCUAUUUUUUUUAUUUUUUCAUAUUGGGAUCACGACCAAAGGCUUAUUUGGUUUUCGGCAAAUCAAAAUAAAACCAAGUCGCUCCAAUAGGGAUUUUGAUGUUGGGGAUAUCGUGACCUUGUCUAACACGAAAUGUUGUUGUGUGGUAUCAUAACUGCUUUGUGUUUCAAGAGAAGUAGUUUAAAAUUUUAAACGAUUUCGUGAUUUACAAGAUUCAGCUGCACCUCCCGAAAGUGACCACCCAUGAUGGUGAACCAAGGAGGUCUCUUCUGGGAGGUGGACGGUUAAAUAGGUACACGACCACACAUGAGUACUCAAUUCAAGUACUCAUGGGGGAUCGAUAAACAACAGACAACAACUACAAGGAAUGCAAGAAGUAAGGCGUUUCAGGCAAUGCAGCCUUCCUAAUUAGGAACUGGGAGCUCACGACACUGUUGACUUUCGAUCAACGACACGACCUACUGUUCGAUACUGUACUAAUUGAAAUUAAAGGCGCGACGCUCACUUUCAUGAACUGUAACUCUUUGGCAGUCAAUUGUAAGGUACUACAGAGCUGCAUCGGUAGUUUUGUUGCAUACAUGUAGAUGGGCUCCGAUAUGCUGCCAGUUGCAAGAGGUUACACAUGCAGUACCCAGUUCGCAAAGAGAAAUCACUUUAUUUGGUCGCUCUUGGUUUUGAUACCAUUUCUCUUUCUUAAAUAUAAUUUCGGUUUUAGUUUCUUAUGCAAAAGACCUUUGGGUCGUGGAAAUGAUUGUCGAAAGCCCAAAAAGACAUCUGCAUGGACGCGUCAACUGAUUGAUAAUCACCCUUCUAAUUUGUAAUCACCUAAGAACAAAGUGCCAUCCGAAUUAAGAACAAGACCACCUAGGAGAUGUUUAAAGCUCUUAAAGUUUCCAAUAGCUUGGAAAACGAAACCGCCGACACUAAAGAAAUGAUCAUCUUGAAAUAUGUGUAAUCCUAAACUUCUGAGUUUAAUCUUUUUGACACAGACAAUUCAGUUUAGCACACUUGGAAUUUUUAUACAGACUGUGCGCAAGAAAUGGGUCUAAACAUCAGAAUGAUCCCUGGGCAUGCGCACAUCACGAUGAGCACGGAAAUCCUGGAGUCACUUCAGUUUUAGUGGAUUCACUCUACGAAAAAUGCUGCUCUGUUAAAAUAUUCCACGAAAAAAGCGGCUAGUUCUCUCGCGCUACGGUGGUUCACUUGCCUCUAUAGAACUUCAAGUUCAUGUUAAGUCAAGUCUAUCCCGUGUUUGUUUUAUUUUUAUUUUUUUUCAACAUUGAUCAGAUUUAUCUCCGCACAGUUGAGAGUAAAUAACUUUAUUUAGUCUUCAAUAUGUCGAUCUUGUAAAGUUAAUAUAUGUACGAGUCCAUAUUUUGUUCUCCAGUUUUUAUCGGUUUUCAAUGGCGUGUGAUGUGACUUGUGAAAAAAAA